This is a messenger RNA of Plasmodium fragile, 2529 nucleotides long. RefSeq lists its product as uncharacterized. Lineage: Eukaryota; Apicomplexa; Aconoidasida; Haemosporida; Plasmodiidae. The transcript is spliced from 3 exons. Gene Ontology annotation, biological process: phosphatidylinositol dephosphorylation. Bases 1 to 2529 code for a protein of 842 amino acids. The record is from RefSeq and is a predicted model, not a curated record. Gene Ontology annotation, molecular function: phosphatase activity.
AUGUCUGAUGGUGGCCUUAACAAGAUUAGCAUCCACAUAGAUGACGGGAGCGAAUCGAUACAUCGCAACGAGCAAGACAGAGUAACUAAAACGAAUUCGAUUGGCAAAAAGGUGGAACAUGAGAAUCUCAAAGAAGAAACCUCACAGUAUGGACGAUGCUACAGGAAUAUGAGUAGCCAUUUACCCCCUGAGUCGUUUUCUCGAUUCGGGAGCAUAAGUGGAACAAAUGAGAAUCUCUGCUGGAGUGGCGAAAGUGACAAUGAUGUUGAUGAGGCUACCGACGGGGGAGACACUUCCCCAGAUGCGAUCUCUGUUGACGGCGCCACCGCUGAUGAUACUUCUGCUGGUGGUGCUUCCGCCGGAGCUGGUCGAACGGCCUACCCAAAUGGCAAUGACGCGGAGAACCUGCCCAGCCAACAGGCAAGCGAGAAUUUAAAAACGCACAGUCUUGGACUAGGACUCCGAAAUAGCAAUAAAACGAACUGCCCCAAAAAGCAGAUGAAAAACGUCAUGGGCUAUAACUACUUCACACUUAGACAAGAAUUAAUGAAAGCAGACGACUCGAAGAUUUUUAAAAACAUCCCUCUUAGUAUAUUCGUGGGGACGUGGAAUUGUGAAUACUUUGAUUUCUCCAAGGAGUGCCACAACGACGAAAAGAAAGUGUACUCAUCUAACUACCUGAGCGAAAACUGCAAUGACGACAUGUACUCUGUAAAGGUAAGCGAUAGGUACUCUGUUAGAUCUAUGACCCCCUCCUUGAGAGUUAAACCGGUGAACAAUUAUAAUAAAAUAGGGGGAUCUUCUACCGUGGGGACUUUUGCAACUGCUGAUGACAGGAGUGUACACUACUCGUAUGAAGGUGUCUUCGAUGGACAGAUAAGAACUCUGCAGGAAGGGGCAAAAAAAAAUCAGAGCAGUCCUCCCCCCCUACGACCCAUCCCAUGUGACUACAUCAAAGCGGGGAAAGUAUUACCCAUUAAUCUCAACGAAUUAGACAAUAUACAGCUCACACAAGGAGAAGAUUCAACAUGUGACAUGUGUAAUUGGGAAGAAGGCGCAAAUUUUUCUAAAUGUACAAGAACUACCAGCGAGUGCAACAAUAAGCUGCGUAGAUCCUUCUGCGGUGUGGGCAUCACCAAUGAGAGAAUCAAAUUCAAAAGUCAGUUACCACAUGAAAUCUCCAAUAGAAUCACAUGGGUUAAGGGAUUAUCACGGUAUGACAUCCCCAAGGAAGGCUCUCGUUUUAAUGAGUGCAAGCCUUAUUGCAUAUCCCCCAACCGGAAAAAGGUAGUUAGCAAAACGCCAACCAUGGGGAUCCCAAGGAGUGUGCAGGGGGGCGAUCCGCAAAGAGCACAAAUGGAUAAGGCAAAAAGAGCACAUAUAUAUAAACCUGGACGAGAGCAAAUAGAAAAACUAAACCCUGUGGACCAUAAAAAAGACACGGGGCGGAGUAGCCAUAACCUGUCCCAACUAAGGGAAAAUAAUUCUAAUCAGAGGCAGUCCAAAUCGAGGGAGAAGCAAAUAUUCUCCACGUGGAUUCAACCCCACUAUGACAUCUACAUCAUAUGCCUACAGGAGUCCAUAUCUGAUAAUAUCAUCGAGUGUUUAUCUCUGCACCUGAAGGAAAUAAAUCAAGAGACGUACAAAUUUUUACCAUUGGCUGAUUGCAAGCUGUCUGGAUAUGGGGACGGAGCUUUUCUUCAAAUGAAAUCAACCACCAUGGCUGCCUGGGUGAGGACAUCAAAGUUGUACCCAAAUGGCCCCGUAAAAUUAUGCGCUUCCAAAUCUAUAGCCUUUAACAAGUUAAAUAAUAGCAAAGGGUGCGUAUCAAUCCUUUUUAACAUUUUUAAUCAGUUCAUUUUAUUUAUUGGUUGCCACAUGCCAGCGAAAGAUCAGGAGAUAAGACAGAAAUCUAGGGAAUUCAUUCUAACCAAACUGAGUGAAUAUUUCAGUAACAAAAUUACCUCAAACUUCAAAGACGUUUUUCAUCAUGUCAUUUGGAUGGGAGACUUCAACUUUAGGGUUCAAGGGAUACGCCUAGACAGAGCUGUACGUUGUUUGCAGACUAACAAUUUGAAGGAGCUCCUAAAAUAUGAUGAGGGCAAUUCAGCUUACUCGUAUGAUUUGUCCAUAAGCUUUCAGGAACUACCCAUCAGCUUUCUUCCCACUUAUAAGAAAAACGGCAACCGGCCCGUUAUCAACAGGGAUGACGCCAACUGGGUGCAGAAGGAGUACAAGCUCGUCCACAAUAUCAAGUGGUACAAGGGCGGCCGCCAGGAGUCGCGCAUCCCUUCGUGGACAGAUCGUAUCUUCAAAUGGUCGUGCGACAAAACCAGAAGCUGCCUCAUCUUCGUGCCCAACUCGUACCUGUCGCCACUACCGGAGGAGCAAAGCAUCCUCAUGGCCAGCGACCACAGCCCCGUAUCCUGCUGCUUCCAAAUGUACAUGAUGAAAAACGAAAGGGAAAUCCCCUUGACGAAGGUCACACUUGCCAAGUCGAUCGAGGGUUCACUCGCGGAUAAUUCAUAA